Molecule: messenger RNA, 912 nt
Organism: Phytomonas sp. Hart1
Lineage: Eukaryota; Euglenozoa; Kinetoplastea; Trypanosomatida; Trypanosomatidae
Source: the annotation of a GenBank genome assembly
AUGCAGCGGCAAAAGCGAACCGUCUUUUUCACAGGCGUACCGCUUUUCGUGGAGAAGACCAAGCUUCGGCGCCAUUUUGACAGCUUUGGCCGGACGAUCGACUUCCGCGUCUUUGACCCUGUGCCCGGGAAGGAUUUUCGCAGCGGUCUUGUCGAGUACAUCGACGACCGAAGCGCGGCGGAGGCCAUUACGCGGCUGAACGGGAUGCUCUUUGGCGGCCGCCCGAUGAAGGUGAUAGCAGCCGCCCUGCGCACUCACCAUGGCUCCCCCCUCCAUUCCCCGACCGGGACCUGUAACAGCCACGGCCGGGGGAAGCGGCGGCGGGAGGCCGGGACAGGCUCCCCGGUGGAUGCCGAGGGCAAGGAGCUCAUGGGGCCUCUGAAGGGGGGGGUCCACGAGCCCGUCACAGGGGGGGCCGACGCUGUGGUCUGGGACGGGCUGCGACAGAUGACGGUUGAGGACGCCUACGAGGCCGUCGAGCAGCUCCGCGUGCUCGCGCUGGAGCACCGGCAGGACGCAAGGGCGCUGCUGGAGGAGAUUCCCGCCCUGCGCGCCGCAGUCGUGAUGAUUUUGCAGCACGCGGGGCGACUUCCGCGGAACGGGGAGCUCCCUGCGGAGGCUUUUCAGGUGAGAGGGGGGGACUCCGCUAGCUCUGCGCCCACCCUGGCCUCGGCUGAGGGCGUGGCUGUGAUCACCUCCAGCUCCUCAACCGGAAAAAGCGGCAGCAAAGCUCGUACCACGGAUGCCCAAAAGGAAGAGGUGAUUCAGUUGAUUGGUAAAAUGAGCAAGGAAGAUGUUGAGCGGAUUUUGCUGAUGUCAGAUUCGGACUUGGCGAAGGUAGCGGAUUCCGCACAACAACAGCAAUUAAGGGAGCUUCGAAAUCGCCUUAUUGAGAUGUCGGAGGGUUUGUAA